This is a messenger RNA of Hippocampus comes (tiger tail seahorse), 9889 nucleotides long. RefSeq names its product Down syndrome cell adhesion molecule like 1 (gene dscaml1). Gene Ontology annotation, biological process: cell-cell adhesion. Bases 316 to 6591 code for a protein of 2091 amino acids. The record is from RefSeq and is a predicted model, not a curated record. Lineage: Eukaryota; Metazoa; Chordata; Actinopteri; Syngnathiformes; Syngnathidae. The transcript has 35 exons. Gene Ontology annotation, molecular function: protein binding.
GUUCCAUCCGCGAUGCGCGCGUCUGUUUCGCCACUUCUUGGUUAGGACACGCGGGGGUGUGGCGACGCGCUCCGUCCCGGUAAGGGGAGGAGAGAACGGGCGGCAGAGGCGGUACUUUCCCCGCGGUUGGUUUCGCGGUAUCGGAGAGUGUGCGGGACCAGGGCUGGAAACACCUGCCCGGGGAAGCAUCAAGCCAAGAAAGCAGUCCAGUCCAGCACGGAGCCUCGCCCGCCUGGCAGACCUGCUGAGCCGUGCGCUCUUCUUUCGGAGGGGAGCUGCACCACAUUCCUGUGAACUAUAACUGCUUUGAAUGGCAUGUGGCUUGUAACUUUACUUCUGCUGUAUUCUUUGCAAGAAGUCAACAGUGAGGAUGUUGUCUCUACGCGGCUGUACUUUGUGAACGCCUCCCUGCAGCGGGUGACCUUUUCCAGCUCCGUGGGGGUGUCCCUGCCCUGCCCUGCGGGCGGCGCCCCCCAUGCCGUCCUGCGUUGGUACCUGGCCGCCGGAGACGACAUUUACGACGUUCCCCACAUCCGCCACGUGCACGCCAACGGCACCCUCCAGCUCUACCCCUUCUCUCCGUCCGCCUAUAACAGCAUCAUCCACGACAACGAGUACUUCUGCACCGCUGAGAACCAGGCGGGAAAAAUCCGGAGCCCCAGCAUUCACAUCAAAUCAGUGUUCCGGGAGCCAUACACGGUCCGUGUGGCUGACCAGCGCUCCAUGCGAGGUAAUGUUGCUGUGUUCAAGUGCCUCAUCCCCUCUGCUGUCCAAGAGUACGUCAGCGUGGUGUCCUGGGAGAAAGACACAGUGUCCAUUGUCCCAGGUAACCGUUUCUUCUUGACCUCAUUUGGAGCUCUGUAUAUCUCAGCGGUGCAGAAGGAAGACGCUCUGUCCACCUAUCGCUGUAUCACAAAGCACAAGUACAGCGGUGAAACUCGGCAGAGCAAUGGAGCCAGGCUCUCUGUUAUGGACCCUACGGAGUCCACCCCGUCAGUGCUGGACAGUUUCCAGUCCGGUGAGGUGAAGGUUGGGCAAAGUGUGGAGCUGCCCUGCAUCGCAUCCGGCUACCCGAACCCCACAAUCAGAUGGUUAAAGGAUGGGCGGCCACUGCCGGCAGACUCUCGCUGGACACGCCGCAUCACGGGCCUCACGAUUUCAGACUUGAGGCUGGAAGACAGCGGUAACUACAUCUGUGAGGUCACCAACAGCUUCGGCUCUAAGGAGGUGACGGGUCACCUUAACAUCAUAGAGCCCCUACGGGUCACCUUGUCCCCCAAGAACCUCAAGACGGGCAUCAGCAGCACAGUCAUCCUGUCUUGCGCCGUCCAGGGUUCUCCUCACUAUACCGUGUCGUGGUACCGCAACACAGAACCCGUCCUGCCUGACCAGCACUUCUCCAUCCAAGGCGGUCACAACGAGACUUUGUUCAUUUCGGCAGCACAGAAAAGACACUCGGGAGCUUACCAGUGCUUUGCCACCCGCAAGGCACAGACUGCUCAAGACUUCUCCAUCAUACUUUUGGAAGAUGGUACCCCACGUAUUGUGGCCUCCUUCAGUGAGAAGGUGGUCGUCCCGGGUGAGCCGUUUUCGCUGAUGUGCACCGCCAAAGGAGCGCCCCCGCCGACCAUCACCUGGACCCUGGACGACGAGCCGGUGGCCCGCGACCUGUCCCGCUUGCGAGCCAGUCAGUACACGCACUCCGACGGGAGCACCGUGAGCUACGUCAACGUCAGCAACCCCCAGAUUCGCGACGGAGGAUUGUAUCGGUGCGCCGCACGAAACUCGGCCGGUAGCGCCGAGUACCAAGCGCGCAUAAACGUAAGAGGCAAUCCAAGGAUUCGACCGAUGAAGAACAUCACGGCUGUGGCAGGACGCAGCUCUUUUGUAAACUGCCGAGUGAUCGGCUACCCAUAUUACUCCAUCAACUGGUACAAGGAGGGGCUUCUGCUACCUGACAACCAUCGUCAGGUGGUGUUUGAAAACGGUACCCUGAAGCUUACUGAUGUCCAGAAGGGGAUGGAUGAGGGGGCGUACAUCUGUAGUGUGCUCAUACAACUGCAGCUGUUCAUCAAGCAGACUGUAUACGUCACAGUCAAAGUUCCUCCGUUGAUCCAGCCAUUUGACUUUCCGCCGACCUCCAUCGGCAAGCUGAUGUACAUCGCUUGCGUGGUGGCGUCCGGAGAUAUGCCCAUCCGCAUCACGUGGCGCAAGGACGGCCAGGAGAUCGUGCCUUCGUCGGGCAUCACCAUCGACACCAAGGAGUUCAUGAGCUCCCUGCAGAUCUCAAAGGUGUCACUGAAGCACAACGGCAACUACACCUGCAUCGCCAGCAACGAUGCCGCCACUGUGAGCACUGAAAGGCAGCUCACUGUCACAGUGCCUCCUCGCUUUGUGGUGCAGCCCAACAACCAAGACGGAAUCUACGGGAAAUCGGGUAUCCUAAACUGCUCAGUUGAUGGAUACCCACCUCCCAAGGUCAUGUGGAAGCACGGCAAAAGUGCACUAGCGGGUAUUGGGAACCCACAGCAGUACCACCCCGUGCCUCUGACGGGCCGAAUACAGAUCAUGAACAAUGGCUCGCUACUCAUCCGCCACGUCCUGGAGGAGGAUCGUGGCUUUUACCUGUGUCAGGCCUCCAACGGGGUGGGCUCCGACAUCAGCAAGAGCAUGGCGCUCACUGUUAAGAUCCCAGCCAUGAUCACAAGUCACCCCAACACCACUAUGGCCAAGAAAGGUCAUGUUAAGGAGCUGAACUGCACAGCCAGGGGAGAAUGGCCCAUCAUCAUUCGCUGGGAGAGAGGCGACACGGUCAUUGACCCUGACCGCAAUCCCCGCUACUCUAUUACCACCAGCCCCAACGAGAAGACAGACGAGGUGUUGUCUACUCUCAAGCUAAAACCAGCAGAGCGGGAGGACUCUGUCUUCUUCUCCUGUCAUGCCAUCAACUCGUACGGCGAAGGACGAGGCCUCAUUCAGCUCACCGUGCAAGAGCCCCCAGACCCUCCAGAGCUGGAGGUGCGGGAAGUGAAAGACCGCAGUAUGAACCUGCGAUGGACGCAGAGGUUCGACGGGAACAGCGUCAUCGCCUCCUAUGACAUUGAAUAUAAGAACAAGACGGAUACCUGGGAGCUGAAGCAUGCCACCCGAAACAUUUCCCCCACUAACAAUCAGGCCAACAUUGUGGACCUUCACCCGGCCUCCGUCUACAGCAUCCGCAUGUAUUCCUACAACGCCAUUGGCAAGAGCGAAGCCAGUAAGGAGCUUACCAUCAGCACCGAGGAAGCUCAGCCCGAUGGUCCCCCGAUGGACGUGAUCCUGCAGCCGGUGACCUCUCAGAGUAUCAGGGUUACUUGGAAGGCUCCCAGGAAGGAGCUGCAAAACGGAGUGAUCCGAGGUUACCAGAUCGGUUACAGAGAGAACGGCCCGGGCAGCAACGGCCAAUACAGCAUUGUGGAGAUGAAGGCCACCGGAGACAGUGAGGUGUACACGCUGGACAACCUCAAGAAGUUCGCCCAGUACGGCGUGGUGGUUCAGGCCUUCAACAGAGCUGGCACCGGGCCCUCCAGCUCUGAGAUCAAUGCGACUACACUCGAAGAUGUUCCAAGCCAACCUCCUCAGAAUGUGCGCGCCAUCUCUGUCACAUCGGAUGAGGCCGUCAUCUCUUGGGCCGAACCCCCCAGGAUGACCCUGCACGGCGUUCUGAAGGGCUACCGUGUCAUCUUUUGGGCCGUCUUCCCAGACGGAGAAUGGGGUGAAAUGCAGAACAUCACCACAACUAAGGAGCAGGUGGAGCUCAGGAGUCUGGAGAAGUUCACCAACUACAGCAUCCAGGUGCUGGCCUACACACAAGCUGGCGAUGGCGUGCGCAGCAAUGUCCUGUACAUCCAGACCCGUGAAGACUACCCCGGGCCCCCAGCUGGCAUCAAAGCUGUGCCCUCCUCCGCCAGCAGUGUUGUGGUAUCCUGGUUGCCCCCUCAUAAACCAAAUGGUAUCAUCCGAAAGUACACCAUCUACUGCUUGAGCCCCGGAUCAGGCCAACCGAUGCCCAGUGAGUAUGAAGCCAACCCGGAGCUCGUCUUCUACCGCAUAAACCACCUCAACCACAGGCAGCAAUACUUGAUCUGGGCUGCAGCCGUCACCACUGCAGGACGUGGAAACUUCAGCGACAAGGUCACCGUUGAGCCCGCCGCCAAGGCCCCUGCUAAGAUCCUAUCAUUUGGGGGUACGGUGACCACUCCAUGGAUGAAAGAGGUACGGCUGCCUUGCAACUCCGUAGGCGAACCAACACCAACCAUAAAAUGGACCAAAGACAGUGAGAACACAGCCAUCCCGGUGUCUCUGGAUGGACAACGUCUGAUCAUGGCUAAUGGCACACUGGUGCUGCGCACUGUCAAAGCUGAAGAUUCUGGCUACUACACUUGCACGGCCACCAACACGCUGGGCUUUGACACCAUCAUCGUCAAUCUUUUAGUGCAAGUUCCCCCAGAUCAGCCUCGGCUCACUGUGUCCACUACCUCCACUUCCUCCAUCACUCUGGCCUGGAUACCAGGAGAUAACGGUGGAAGCUCUAUUCGAGGUUUUGUGCUGCAGUACUCUGUGGACAACACAGAGGAGUGGAAAGAUGUGUUCAUCAGCUCCACCGAGCGCUCCUUUAAAUUGGACAACCUACGCUGCGGCACCUGGUACAAAGUCAAGCUGGCGGCGAAGAACAGCGUUGGAGCGGGACGCAUCAGCGAAAUCAUUGAGGCCAAGACCCAUGGCCGAGAACCCCAGUUCAACAAGGACCAACCCGUUUUCACUCACAUUAACUCCAGUCACGCCCGCCUCAAUCUGCAAGGCUGGGCCAGCGGGGGCUGUCCGAUUGGUGCUGUGACACUCGAAUUUCGUCCAAAAGGUACGUGGGCAUGGCAGAAUGUGCGCACCAAUGCCACCAAAGAAGUGUUCCUGGCUGAGCUGCGAGAGGCCACCUGGUACGAGCUGAAGAUGAAAGCCUGUAACAGUGCUGGCUGUGGCAACCAGAGCUCCCAGUUUGCAACACUGGAUUACGACGGCAGCACAAUUCCCCCCAUCAAGUCCCCCUUGGAAAAGAAUGACGACGUCAAGAAACUGUUUUCUAUCGGCUGUCCAGUGAUCCUGGUCACUCUUGGCGUGGCGCUCCUCUUCAUUGUCCGCAAGAAACGUAAAGAAAAGAGGCUGAAGCGACUGCGAGAUGCCAAAAGCCUGGCAGAGAUGCUGAUCAGUAAAAACAACCGAAGCUUUGACACCCCGGUGAAGGGGCCGCCUCAGGGCCCGCGCUUGCACAUCGACAUCCCGAGAGUGCAGCUGCUGAUCGAAGACAAAGAGGGCAUCAAGCAGAUCGGCGAGGACAAGGCCACCAUACCUGUGACCGACACGGAGUUCAAUCAGACUGGGAACCCGCAAAGCUUCUGCGCAGGUGUGUCCGUUCACCACCCUGCUCUCAUCCAGAACACUGGUCCUUUGAUUGACAUGUCAGACAUCAGACCAGGAACCAAUCCGGUUUCGAGGAAGAGCGUCAAAUCCGCCCACAGCAUCAGGAACCGCUACUCCAGUCAGUGGACUCUGACCAAGUGUCAGGCUUCCACGCCGGCCCGCGUUCUCGCCUCGGACUGGCGCACGGUCAGCUCGCAACACGGUAUCACCGUCACUGAGAGCGACAGCUACAGCGCCAGCCUCUCGCAGGACACAGAUAAGGGUCGUAACAGCAUGGUGUCGACGGAGAGCGCCUCGUCCACCUACGAGGAGUUGGCCAGGGCGUACGAGCACGCCAAGCUGGAGGAGCACCUUCAGCACGCCAAAUUCGAGAUCACCGAGUGCUUCAUCUCCGACAGCUCGUCCGACCAGAUGACCACAGGCACCAACGACAACGCCGACAGCAUGACGUCCAUGAGCACGCCAUCAGAGCCCGGCAUCUGCCGCUUCACCGCCUCGCCGCCCAAGCCCCAGGACUAUGAUCGCGGCAAGAAUGUAGCCGUGCCCAUCCCGCACCGCGCCAAGAGUGACUACUGCAACAUCCCCCUCUACAUGAAGUCAGACCCCUUCUUCCGAAAGCAGUCCGACCAUCAUGACCCAUGCCCAGUGGUCCCCCCGCGCGAAGCCUCCAUCCGCGGCCUGGCCCAGCGUACCUACCACACCCAGGGCCGUCAUAUGACUAUGGACUCGACAAAGCAGCAGGCCCUAACCAUGGGCCACUCUGGCCUGUCCAACCUGACGUCUUCCGGGGCGUCUGCCGGAGGAGCUUCUGGAGGUGGAGGCAUGUCCGCCAGCUCUAGCAGCUCCACCCUUCCCCAGAGGACUGUCACCAUGCCGGGCUCCUCGGCCACGGGGGCUCAGAGCGCCGCGGCGGCGGCGGCAGCUACCGCCGCCGCUGCCGCUGGCUCAUCAUCAUCCUCCGGUGGGGCUGUGGGGGCCACAGGAGGCACGCCUGGUGGCGCCUCCUCCUCCUCUUCCUCUAAGAUGGGAGGUUCCAGAGACUCUCUUUUGGAGAGCAGCUCGUCAGGCCUAGGCAGACUACAGAAGCAGAGGGAUGGGGGCGCCGGGGCCUACUCUAAGUCGUACACACUGGUGUAGCCUGACAUUGUGGCGGCUAACUAAAAAGAUUAGCGGUCAAAUGUGGGGUGAAGAAAACACCAAGCCCCGGCUCCUCACCCGUAGGUGCCUGUGCUAUGCCGGGCCGAAGGGGGCUGCUGGGGCUCCCAUGAACACUGCAGUAUGGAGGAGUUGGGCGGUCUCCACAGCACAGUGGGUUGCCUUUCUUUCGGCCUGUUUGUGUUUCUCCCGCAUCUCUUUAAGACACCACUUGUCAAAACGCGUAUCAUUUAUUUGUCGGCUUUGACCCCCGCUCAUUGACCCCCCCCCUCCCCCCAUCCAACGUAUGCACAAAAUCCUCUUCAUGGGCUGAAGGAGGUGGUUGCUUGAAUUUCAUGCCGGUUAUGUUUUAGGUGCAAAGGAACUCAUAUCACGGCAUUGCACCACAGCGGGAUGCUUUUACUGUUAUGCAUUAGCCACCCGAUUUGAUGGCGUUUGCGCCAUGAAAUGUCUUUUGCAUACAUGUAUCCUGGAACCUACAAGAAACCUGCCAGCGAGGGAAUACUCAUUCCCGGCGAUUACUAAUCCUUGAAAUAUAAUCUCACAUGUGCAGAUUCUCAAACCUACGCUGCGCGCGCGCGUGGGUGUAUAUGUGUAAAUAUAUACGUACAUGUGCACGUGUGGCAGGCACACAACAACGGCGGACCUUUUUAAAAGUCAAUCUGUAUGCUGAAGCGUCCAAACACUAAAACCCACAGUCCAUUUCGUAUUUAGGGAGCUGCAUUUUGAAUUUAUUUUUUAAUGAUGAUCUUGUUUGCAAUUGAAAGAAAGGCAAGGGUUAACAAGUAACGCGUAUGGUUCUUCAAGGAGCCACAAUCAUUCGUCCGUGCUGUGGUUAUUUUACAAGGAAUCCUUUCGUUCACAUCCCCUGACGUCAUAUCCCAUACAGGGUCACUGUGCUUAGCAAAUAUGUAGAGCAGACAGACAAUUGGGCUGUGUUCCCAAAUGGCUCCCUUUUUAAUCAGCUCACCAUUUUGUAGUGCUGUCAAAUACGUAGUGAGUAUAGAUUAUCCCGUUAACCGGUGUUUCCCGACCCCUCACUAAGCCAAGAUACAUAAAACCUCAAGAUACGGCAUCAAACAAAAUUAUGACAAAAACGAGUGCUCGAGUUUAUUACAAAGCCCAAUUCCAAAGAAGUUGGGAUGUUGUGUAAAACAGAAAGCAGAACAGAAUACAAUGCCCUAUAGUGAAUUGAAUACAUAACAAAGACAGAUAUUUCAUGUUAAAACUGAUCAACUUGAUUGUUUUGUUUUUCCGUAAUAUUUAUUUAUUUUACAUUUGACGCCUGCAACAUUUUCCAAAGUAGCAGGGACAGGGGAUCUUUACCACUGUGGCGUCACUUUUCCUUUUAACAACACCCAAUAAGUCAGUGGGAACUGAGAAUGCACAAUAUUGAGGCUUUGUCGGUGGAAUUCUUUCCAAUUCUUGCUUGAUGUGCAACUUCAGUUGCCCAACUGUCCACGGUCUCUUUUGUUGUGUUUUACGCUUCAUAUUGUAACACCCAUUUCCAAUGGGAGACAGGUCUUGACUGCCGGCAGGCCAGUCGAGUGCUAACACUCAUUGACUAUGAAGCCGCACUGUUUCUAACACGUGCGGAAUGUGGUUUGGCAUCGUCUUUUCUGAAGUAAGCGCUGACAUCCCUGAAUAAGAUGUUGCUUGGAUGUCAGCAUAAUAUUGCUCCAAAACCUCAAUGUGUACCUUUCAGCAUUAGUGGUAUUUUUACAAGUAUGCAAGUUACCCAUGCCAUGGGCACUAACACACCACUACACUAUCACAGAUCCUCCGUGGCUUUUGAACAUUGUGCUGAUGUAAAUUUCGAUGGUCCUUUUCCUCUUUGAUCUGGAGGACACAACCAUAAUUUCGAAAAAAAAAAAAUUUGGUGCGGACUCAACAGACCACAACCAGCUUUUCCAAAUGGGUGUUUUUUUUAAUUAUUUUUUUUUUAGCAUUCCUCAACUUUACCACUCUUUUGCUCCUGCCCCAGCAUUUUUUCAUGUGUUACAUGCACCAAAUCCAAAAUAAGAUAAUCCCCCCCCCCAAAAAAAAAGAAAAACAAUCAUGUUCAUUAGUUUACAAUAAAUAUCUGGUCUUUGUAGUUAGUGUGUUCAAUUGAAAGUUGAAAAGGAAGUCAUUGUAUUUCGUUUUUAUUUACAAUACAUUUUACUCACGUACCAACUUUCUUGGAAUUGUGGUUUGUCUGGAACAUUUUUCAUUUAAAGAAUGAAUGUAUUUGAUUACCCCAACUAUAAAAUGUAACGCUAAUAAUAAUAAUACAAUUGGCUAUAGAUAGCAUGAACUAUGAGCGAAUCUCUACUUUUGGCUAUGGCCUGAAAUAAUAAAAGCUCGUCACGACACCUCAACAUACUUUCUUGGCACCAAGAUGCCACAAGAUGGCGCCAAAGCAAUACUUCCUGUAUUUAUGAUAAAAGUUUUGGUUUGAGGAUAGGUUUCCCUUCUAAAUGAGAGAAUAUGGGGAGGAACAUUGUAUAGCGAUGGGGAAGCGGCGCAUGACCGAAUGAUUCUGAACACAGCCUUGGAAUGCUGAGUUAGCGAACACAAAAGAGACGACGCCUCCGUGUAUUAGUUUAGCUUUAUGCAUGGUGCUGUACCUCUUUAUCUGACUGACUUUUGAGUUCAUCGCAAUUUAUUCCCCCCAAAGCAUCAUCCCAUAAUAAAGAAUCAGUUAGGAUUAAAAUAAAAUAAAACAUUUUAAAAUGGAGUUGCUCCAAAUGUUUUGCAAUGAUCAAACGUAACCAAGAUCAGGACUCUCGCAAUAGAAAAAGAUGUAUAUGUUUGUUUUUAAAAAUAUAUAUAUAUAUCGAUAUAUAUAUGUACAUAUAUAUAUUUCUAUUCAAAUAUAUAGCAAAUAUAUGACUAUUGAGAAAAAAAUAGCUAUUAAAGCCCCACAAAUUGAAAAUAUAUUAGAAAAGAUCACAUGACAAUCGCUCCGAAAGAGAAAAGAAAGAAAUGACAAAGAUGCGAGUGACUUUAACGGGUAGCACAAGUGUCCCAGCCUCGAGGGGAAAAAAAUGGAAGGAUGUUGAGGCGCUGCCUUCUGUCUCUCCCCCUUUGCGAUUCAGGCUGCACGUGGACGCGGCUUUGGAAGACAAAGCACAGUUCGGUCGUGGUGUGAGAUUGUGUUGCGAGGUAGAAAACAAACCGUGUGUGGUGAGCUCAGUGUUGAGAAAGAAUGAAAAUGUGUGAAAACAAGAGCAGAGCAUACGCUGGAUGGAAAAUGUCUACACAUUUGUUCAAAUGCCAAGUUUUUUGUGACACCCCC